Sebastes umbrosus (honeycomb rockfish) is the source of this 2125-nucleotide messenger RNA. RefSeq names its product tropomodulin 2 (gene tmod2). The transcript is spliced from 10 exons. Gene Ontology annotation, molecular function: tropomyosin binding. NCBI's taxonomy places the organism in Eukaryota, Metazoa, Chordata, Actinopteri, Perciformes, Sebastidae. Gene Ontology annotation, cellular component: myofibril; striated muscle thin filament. The coding region runs from base 248 to 1288 and encodes 346 amino acids. Gene Ontology annotation, biological process: pointed-end actin filament capping; myofibril assembly; muscle contraction. The record is from RefSeq and is a predicted model, not a curated record.
AGAACAGCUCCGUCUCUCCCCACAGUGCCAGUCCUUCCUGUGUUACCGCCCUUGGGCUGAGUGAGAAGAAAUCAAGCAGUGGAGACAUCGCAUUCAUUGAGAGAAGACUGGCUUUAUCUGGAGACUUCUUUAGGUUAGGUCCCAAUAGCCUCAGGUAGCCUCCCUGUUCUAGAGCAGUGAGCCGGAGAGGGAACAUUGUGGCUGUGGUCUGCUGUUCAGUGUUGCUUAGCAAGCGAUAGCCGGCACCAUGGCGCUGUCAUUCAAGAAAGACUUGGAAAAGUACAAGGAUCUGGACGAAGAUGAAAUCCUCAACAAACUGUCGGCGGAGGAGCUCAAACAGCUGGAGACGGCCCUCGAGGAGAUGGACCCUGAGAAUGCUCUUCUGCCAGCGGGCUUACGUCAGAAGGACCAGACGGCCAAGGCAGACUCAGGAUCAUUCAACAGGGAUGGCCUUCUGAAAUAUCUGGAGAAGGAAGCCAUGGAGCACAAGGACAGAGAGGAUGUAGUGCCCUUCACUGGGGAGAAAAAAGGUAAAGUAUUUAUUCCUAAGCAGAGGCCAAUAGAAUCACGUCAGGAGGAAGUCACCCACCUGGAUCCAGAAUUAGAGGAAGCCCUGUCCAGCGCCACAGAUACAGAACUGUGUGAUCUAGCAGCGAUCCUGGGUGUUCACACGCUGGUCACCAGUAGUCAGACAUACGAUGGGACUGCAUCUAAAGAGGGUUACAACAAUGUGAUCAAAGGAGAGAAGAUGAACCCGGUGUUUGAUGAGCCUCCCAAUCCCACUAAUGUAGAAGAUACUCUGCAGAGGAUAAAAAGCAACGACAGCUCUUUAACAGAGGUCAACCUCAACAACAUUAAGAACAUUCCAAUUCCUAUGCUGAAGGAACUCGCUAAAGCUCUGGAGAAGAACACGCACGUCAAGAAGUUCAGCCUGGCAGCAACACGGAGUAACGACCCAAUCGCUGUGGCGUUCAGUGAAACGCUGCGAGAGAACAAUACGUUGCGAAGUUUGAACCUGGAGUCCAACUUCAUCACCGGGACGGGGGUGCAGGCUUUGGUGGAUGCGUUGCGAGACAACGACACACUCAUAGAGAUCAAGAUAGACAACCAGAGGCAGCAGCUGGGUACCACCGUAGAGAUGGAGAUAGCUAAAAUGUUGGAAGACAACAACAACAUAAUUAAGUUUGGCUACCACUUCUGCCAGCAAGGCCCUCGCUCCAGAGCUGCUGCAGCUAUCACCAAGAACAACGACCUGGUCCGCAAGAAGCGAGUGGAAGGGGACGUGUAGAGGCGGAGCCAAACCCGUCUCCCAGCCAAUCCUGUUGCUUCAUCUCACCUUGUGGAAUAAUUACAGCCAAUGCCCUGGUCUCAUCUCACUGUGUGGAAACUUCAGUCUUGUGCCAAACUGUGGGGCAAGGCGCGCUCAACCAGAAUAUACAUCUGAGAAGAAGGGAAAUAACUGGAAUUGCCCUCUCCCAUUUACAUGUUCAUACUUAUGUUUAUUAUUAUAUGUUGUUAUUGAAGCUGUAAAUCUGAUUUAGUUUUUAGUUAUUUCAUUUUUUUGAGCCUUUAUGUGAUCUGUCCAGACUUUUUACUCGCUUUUUUUUUCUUUUAUACUACGUUAUAAUUAUGUGGAAUAAACAUGAACAUUACCAAGUAACGGAAACAAUAACAGCUUUGUAAAAACAAUAACUAACAGUUAGAGAGCCCUGUACACUCUACCAUGAAGCUAAACCUCUCUACCUAAAGCUACCAGUGGAAUACCUGUAUUGAACCAGCAGAAUUUGUCAUUAGAACGAUAGGGAUAGCUGUAAAGUCAAUCUAGACUUAAAGGGAUAGUUUGGGUGUUUUGAAGUGGGGCUGUAUGAGGUACUUAUCCAUAGUAGGUGUAUUACUUACAGUAGAUGACGGUCGGCAUGCCCCCAACUUGGAGAAAUAGACAGGAGUACUGGCGCAAAGCAGUACAGUGCUGUGGACAGAGACAGCAGAACAACGUAUUUUAGUCAACUAAAAGAAAGGCUCACCUAAAAAAAAAAUCAAUAACCGUUUAGGUGUACGAAUAUUUUCACCGCUUUAUCUUGCCGUCAGACAGUGCUUUCCGACGGGGAACUGAAGCCGUCGUAUU